GGAAUAAAGCAUACGUCAAUGAUAACCCAUGCAAGUUCAAUAACAAAAGAAGGCAUACUAGUGUUUGAAAGUAAACCGGUAGAAUCAUGUGUUUAUGUUUUAUGGUUAACUUGACUCUGUUUUGUUUAAAAUUUGAAAAUGAAUAGUUCUAGUGCUGAGGAAGUCAUUGUCAUGUUUUAUUGGCAGCAGUGGAUUAAAAUAAAUCAAAAGAAGAAAGUAUGGAGGCAUUCCUACUUGGAAAGAAACAUUAAUUGUCACCUGUUUGUUGCUACAAGAGAAUUUGAAGAAAGUGACACAUUUUUGGCAUUUUACAGAAUGUCAAAAAAAACUUAUAUUGGACUAAUGGUGGCUGUUGCUCCAGCCAUUUAAUAAGCUAACAGAAAUAUGAGGGAAUGCAUGAGUGCAGAAGAGCGAAUUCUUAUAUCAUUGAGGUACUUGGCUAUAGUGCCUACAUUUGUUUCUCUGGGGCUUUACGUUUGCCGAGGAGUCGUGUUGGGCGAAUUGUGUCUGAAACUACCUAUGUUAUAUGGACUGUUUUGAAAGAUAUUUGUAUACCACUCCCAACUAUGGAAUUAUGGAAGAGAAUUGCUGAACGUUUCCAUGCUGUUUGGAACAUCCCAAAUUAUAUUGGAGCCAUUGAUAGCAGACAUAUCCGAAUUAAGAAACUUCCCAAUUUUAAUUACAAAUCAUUCCAUUCUUUAAUUCUUUUGGGAUGUUGUGAUGCAGGUUUUUUUUUUUACCAUGAUUGAAACUAACUUUGCUGGUAUAUUAUUUUGUGGGAGAUGAAGCUUUCCCACUAUCUUCUUAUUUGAUAAGGCCAUAUUCAAAAAAAGUUUUGCAUAACAAAAAGCGAAUUUUUAAUUAUGGGUUAAGUAGAGGAAGAAAGACUGUUGAAUGUGUCUUUGGAAUGAUUGGAAAAUUUCACAGUUGCUGAG
This is a messenger RNA of Nezara viridula (southern green stink bug), 935 nucleotides long. The record is from the annotation of a GenBank genome assembly. NCBI's taxonomy places the organism in Eukaryota, Metazoa, Arthropoda, Insecta, Hemiptera, Pentatomidae.